This is a messenger RNA of Patiria miniata (bat star), 2076 nucleotides long. Its product is annotated as proto-oncogene tyrosine-protein kinase receptor Ret-like. NCBI's taxonomy places the organism in Eukaryota, Metazoa, Echinodermata, Asteroidea, Valvatida, Asterinidae. Gene Ontology annotation, biological process: cell surface receptor protein tyrosine kinase signaling pathway; positive regulation of kinase activity; protein phosphorylation. Bases 1 to 1647 code for a protein of 548 amino acids. The transcript is spliced from 12 exons. Gene Ontology annotation, cellular component: signaling receptor complex. The record is from RefSeq and is a predicted model, not a curated record. Gene Ontology annotation, molecular function: transmembrane receptor protein tyrosine kinase activity; calcium ion binding; ATP binding.
AUGAUUCUACCCGGACCCGAAGUGUUGGCUUCACCGGACACUAAUGUUACUCUCACUUGCAUAGUGGCCGGGGACACAGGCCUUCAUAAUCUGAAACUCAAAUGGCUCUUUGAGAAUGAAAUCCGGGGUUCAUGCAAGUUUCAUGAGGAGUUUCCUGGGUCGUAUACAGGACAUGGAGGCUUUGAGAGGCAGUGCAACCUGACAGUCGGGCCCGUGGACAGGGCGUCCGUGGGUAUCUACAAGUGCCAGUAUUUUGACGGGGAGCAAGUAGUCUCCCAAAACCUAAAAUUAAUUAUCGGAAUAAACGAAUGUGAUGAUGAAUCGACGAACGAUUGCGAUGCCAACGCCGAGUGUGUGGAUUUGGUUGAUGGUUACGAUUGCAUUUGCAAGGAUGGAUUCACUGUGGACGAGGCUACAGGGCGUUGCCAAAAGAGUAACCUAGAUGGGAGUGUUGGUAUAAGCAAUGCAGUUGUAGCUGUAUGUGUCGUCGUGGCUUUGUUGAUCAUGGCGGUAGUCGCGCUCGCUGUCUUCGCUCUUCUGAGCUUCAAGAGAAAUCGUGGACAGGCAUCGGUGACACAGAACGCAAUGCUUAGCACGGAAGCGGCAGAGUCAGCGGUUGCAAUGCUCGUAACAUCAUACGAAGACAGGAUCGCACAGGCUGCGGCGGUCUCUUACGAGAGUAUCAGACAACGUGAUCUGGCAUCAAAGGGGGGUGGUCUCCCGAGCUGGGCUCAACCGUGGGAGAUCCUAUGGAGCGAUCUGUUGCUGGAUGAUGAGGUACUGGGAAGAGGGAACUUUGGAGAAGUCAGAUCAGGGGCCGUCAGGAUUGGAGGCAAGGUGACCCGAGCGGCCAUCAAAAUGAUCAAAGAGCAAUCGUCAAGUUCUGAAAAGGACGACUUUAUGCAAGAGUUGGAGACCAUGUCCUCUAUCGGCCAUCAUGUUAAUAUCGUUUGCCUCUUCGGGGCAUGCAAGCAUCAAGAUGUGUUGUACGUCGCCUUGGAAUAUCUUCCCUACGGCGAUCUGCGCAGCUACCUGCGGACGGCUCGCUCACAGUCAGACUCAGACGAGGAUGCCUUGUCUUCCGGUCAGCUGGUCCAGUUUGCUCUGGAUGUUGCCAAGGGAAUGGAACACCUUGCUCAAGCGGGGGUGAUUCACCGUGAUUUGGCCGCGAGAAACAUUCUGGUUGGAGAAGCGUUGGUUGCGAAGGUCUCUGAUUUUGGACUGUCUAGAGGGGAAGAUGUCUACGUGCAGAUGUCAUCGAAGCGGGUUCCCCUUCGUUGGUUAGCAAUCGAGUCCGUCAGGCACAAUACAUACACCACCAAGAGUGAUGUGUGGUCGUUUGGAAUACUUCUGUGGGAAAUAGCCACUGUUGGGGGAACUCCCUACCCGACCAUUGACAGCGAUUCUUUGCCCGGAAAGCUGCUGCAAGGAUACCGCAUGGCUAAGCCGAGCAACUGUGAUGACCACAGUUAUGCUCUGAUGCACAAGUGCUGGGACGAGGAUCCUAAUAAUAGGCCAACCUUCACCGAGUUGGUCACCAUCUUGAGUGGCAUGGCAUUGAAUAACACCAAUAGUACGUAUAUGGCGAUGGACAGCAUCAGGUAUAUCAAUUGGAGCGCCAUUCGCCCCGAGUUUGAUGACAAAUGAGAGUUUACCAAAGCAAAGAAAGGCGUGGUGUCUGCUUCUCUUCGUAACGCUGGUUAAGUCAACUCGAGGAUUGAAAGAAGGCAGGGCGAAGAUGAAUUAAUUUCUAAAAUGUUUGUGUAUAUUGGUUGUUCUGCUAUUACGCUGAAGAAACGUGAUAGGCCUAUAGUUUCCCAGUGAUACUAUAAAAAUAGAGCCUUCUUAACUAUCAAGAUCUGGCUACCGUAUGUUCUUCAGACUGCAGAUCACCAAUAAUAAUUCAGAAUCUUAGAACAAAAGCAAAUAUCUAUUUUCUAAAUCAAAACUUAUUUUGAAGCUAUGUACAAUGCUGUUUUUGCUGAUUAGAUAUGCUUAUUUCAUCUAUGGAAUGGUGUACAAAUAAUGAAUGUUUAUGAGUGCAAUGGUUAGAAUAUAUUUUCAUGAGUUGAAUGG